UUUUAAUCCAAAAUGGUUAGUCACGUGCACCAACUAGUGAAUAGAAGUAUAAAUCAUGGAUUACUCAUGGAUCAUGUAUAUCUAUGGGAAGCAGAAACCAAGUGAACAUGCAUCCAUUAGAAAGUUACAGCAGGAAUAAAUAUCAGCGACUUUUAUACAUAUCAUCAUCAGCAGUAGCAAACAUCUUUUGACUUGUUUGAACGGGAUCUAUGAUCAACUUGGAUGAAGUAAACAUGACCUAAAAAAUCGCAGGAAUAAUCCAACCAUGAAUGAACAAGACUAGCAUAAGAAAGAUGAAAUCACGUUUCGCUUUUAACCAUGAUUAAGGAAGCGAUCAUACUACAAACUAAGACUGUCAAGAGGGCCUCCAAGGUUCUUAUCGAGAAGUACUAUCCUCGUUUGACUCUGGAUUUCCAGACCAACAAGAAGAUUGCUUCCGAGGUCGCCAUUAUUCCCUCCAAGCGUCUCCGCAACAAGAUCGCUGGUUUCACCACCCACUUGAUGAAGCGUAUUCAGCGUGGCCCUGUCCGUGGUAUCUCCUUCAAGCUUCAGGAGGAGGAGCGUGAGCGCAAGGACAACUACAUUCCUGAGGUUUCGGCCUUGGAUACCUCGUCUAUCGAGAUUGAUACCGAGACCCAUAACUUGCUCAAGUCUUUGAACUUUGAGGAAUUGGCUGGUGUUACCGCUGUCGAGGUCAAGCAGGCUCCUAUCGAGACCCGCAAGCCCCGUCCCCCCCGCCCUGAGCGUGCUUAAACAAAAACACAAAAAGGGAGAAUGAAUAAACAUUUCUAAACUUUUUGGCACUGGAU
This is a messenger RNA of Lobosporangium transversale, 809 nucleotides long. RefSeq names its product 40S ribosomal protein S17-like protein. Bases 319 to 753 code for a protein of 144 amino acids. Lineage: Eukaryota; Fungi; Mortierellomycota; Mortierellomycetes; Mortierellales; Mortierellaceae. Gene Ontology annotation, cellular component: ribosome. The transcript is spliced from 2 exons. Gene Ontology annotation, molecular function: structural constituent of ribosome. Gene Ontology annotation, biological process: translation. The record is from RefSeq and is a predicted model, not a curated record.